Molecule: messenger RNA, 1311 nt
Organism: Suncus etruscus (white-toothed pygmy shrew)
Lineage: Eukaryota; Metazoa; Chordata; Mammalia; Eulipotyphla; Soricidae
Gene: SH2D4B
Product: SH2 domain containing 4B
Exons: 8
Coding region: 1-1311 (436 amino acids)
Cellular component (GO): cytoplasm
Source: RefSeq, a predicted model, not a curated record
AUGCUGCACCAGAUCUUGCAGGACAUGUACAUCGACCCCGAGCUCCUGGCCGAGCUCAGCGAUGUGCAGAAGCACAUUCUCUUCUACAAGAUGCGGCAGGAGCAGCUGCGGCGUUGGAGGGAGCGGGAGAUGUGGGAGGCCCUGGAGCAGACUGAUGGCCUCAGGCCACCCAAGGUCAAGCGAGGUAUGUGGGCAGCAAGUGCCAAGCACAUCCAGUGGCUCCUGGGGGCAGAUGGUGAGGUCUGGGUCUGGAUCAUGGGAGAAGGCCCCGGCGACAAACCCUACGAAGAGAUCUCAGAAGAGCUGAUUGCAGAGAGGGCUCGACUGCAGGCACAGAAGGAAGCAGAAGAGCUCUGGAGAAAGAAAGAGGCAGAGAUCACCAAGAAGUUCCGGGAUGCUCUGGCCAAUGAGAAAGCCCGGAUCCUGGCAGAGAAGUGGAAAGUAGAGAUGGAGGACCGCAAGGCUGCCAAAACCUUGGAAGAACGAAUCCAUGAAGAAUUCAAGAGGAAAGAGGAAGAGGAGAGGAAGCGAGGAGAAGAGCAGAUUCGCCUGCAGGAGGAGCAGAGGGCCCAGGAAUUGUAUUGGUCCUUGAAGCAAGCGCAGCUGCAGAGCCAGGCCAACGAGAAGGAGGAGCAGGAAUGGGCUGAACAGUUGCGUCGCUCCAAGGCAGCCGAUGAGGAGAGAAGCCGCAGAGCCCAGCGUGCUAGGGAUGAAUACCGACGACAUUCGCUUCGCGCCAUCCAGAAGGGCACCGUCGCGGGCCUCAGCUCCAGGUUCCAAGAGCUGGGACAGAGUCAGGACCAAGAGGGGAGACUCUGUCAGCAACCUCCAGGCCUGGGGUCCCUGCCUGCCUUGGCUUUGCCUAUUAGCAGGACAUGGGAGCGCCCGCUGCGCCCCUUCUCCAGAGAUGCCAUUGUUCGUUGGUUUAAGGAGGAGCAGCUGCCACGCCGGGCGGGGUUCGAGAGAACCACUAGAUGCAUAGCCCCCUGGUUCCAUGGAAUUAUUAGCCGAGAAGAUGCAGAAGAUCUCCUGGAGAACAUGACCGAGGGAGCCUUUCUGGUGCGGGUCAGUGAGAAAAUCUGGGGUUACACCCUCUCCUACCGCCUGCAAAAAGGAUUUAAGCAUUUUAUGGUGGAUGCCUCUGGAGAUUUUUACAGCUUUCUGGGAGUGGACCCCAAUCGCCAUGCCACACUCACGGACCUCAUUGAUUUCCACAAGGAGGAAAUUAUCACUGUUUCAGGAGGAGAAUUGCUACAGCAACCCUGUGGACAGAAGGACAGCCCACCAGACUACCACUUAUUGUUUGAAUAA